Molecule: messenger RNA, 9659 nt
Organism: Macrosteles quadrilineatus (aster leafhopper)
Lineage: Eukaryota; Metazoa; Arthropoda; Insecta; Hemiptera; Cicadellidae
Product: glutamate-gated chloride channel-like
Exons: 18
Coding region: 311-1795 (494 amino acids)
Biological process (GO): signal transduction; regulation of membrane potential; nervous system process
Cellular component (GO): neuron projection; synapse; membrane
Molecular function (GO): extracellular ligand-gated monoatomic ion channel activity; neurotransmitter receptor activity; chloride channel activity
Source: RefSeq, a predicted model, not a curated record
GCCAGUCCACGGAGUAAGCUAGUAAACCCGCGCUAACACGGACUUUCAGUGAGUGAAUGUGUGUGUGUCAAGUGAUGGUGAGAUAUUCGACUUCUUUCACUUACUGAACUGACAUUUAAAGUUAACCAAUCAUCAACCUCCGCUUCGACCUCGUGUUUCCUGACAUUAUCGUAUGAUUUGAGGAAGCUCCUGGUCACCUUCUCUGGGCCAAGCAUGCUGGCGAAGGGGGACGAAAUAUUCCAGGGGAUGGAAGCGCAUCGGGGCUGACCAGUCCGUGCGUCGCAUCGUGACCUUGGAAAGAUGUCCUAAUAUGGGCGGAAGUGGAGGGCUGAUAGCGGCCGCCGUGUGUCUGGGGUGGUGUCUACUCAUCUCCGCCUCCUCGCCUACUGCUGACAUAUUCGAGAAUGGAAGGUCCGACAAGGAAAUUUUAGACAAUUUGUUGAAACAGACGAGAUACGACAAGCGCCUGCUACCCCCAGUUACAGGAACACUUACAGUAAACAUGAGUGUGUUACUGCUGAGUCUUGCGUCCCCGGACGAAUCUAGCCUUAAAUAUGAAGUGGAGUUCCUACUACAGCAACAGUGGUUCGACCCACGGCUAAGGUACUACAACCAGAGUCGCUACCCCUUCCUGAACGCCAUCCAUCACCAUGAGAGUAUCUGGCUGCCAGACACCUAUUUCAUCAUGCACGGCGACUUCAAGGACCCCCUCAUUCCUGUGCACUUUGCAUUAAGAAUAUACCAAAAUGGCUCAGUCAGCUAUUUAAUGAGGCGACACCUGAUAUUAUCAUGUCAGGGGUCUCUCAAUAUCUUCCCUUUCGAUGAUCCUCAAUGUUCUUUCGCUAUGGAGAGCAUAUCGUACGACUUAUCAGCCAUCACGUAUGUCUGGAAGAAUGACGAAGCAACCCUGAGGAAAAGCCCUUCACUGACGACACUGAACGCUUACCUGAUCAAGAAUCAGACGAUUCCCUGCCCUACGAAGGCCAGCUGGCGAGACUCUGACGAUGAACAGGACGACAUUUGCUCGCUGUGCCAGCGACGCUUCGAAGAGCAAGGCAACUACAGCUGUCUCAAGGUAGACCUCAUCUUCACCAGGGACAGAGCUUUCUACUUCACGACAGUGUUCAUACCGGGAAUAAUCCUGGUCACUUCGUCAUUCAUCACGUUCUGGUUGGAAUGGAACGCGGUACCUGCGAGGGUUAUGAUAGGUGUAACUACAAUGCUCAACUUUUUCACUACCUCUAAUGGUUUCCGGUCGACUCUACCUGUGGUAUCCAACCUGACUGCCAUGAAUGUAUGGGACGGUGUUUGUAUGUGCUUCAUCUACGCCAGUUUGCUUGAGUUUGUCUGUGUUAACUACGUUGGACGCAAACGCCCGCUCCACAACGUCGUCUACAGGCCUGGUGAAAACCCUGUUACCCAGCGUUUACCCGCAGUCCUGUCCCGGAUAGGCCUAAUAUUGGCCACUCCACUGGCAGGGCCCAUAAACCUCUGCAAGCGCUUCUCGCGGCGCUGUUCAAUGGGGGACAAGAAAGGUGAGGGGGGAGGAGCCAAUGAGAUAGUUACCUGUGCCAACUGUGGGCCCAAUCCUUGUACCCAUACCACCAACAACGGGUGUGCCACAGAGAAUUGUAUCCCCGGCGCCCCACCCGGAUUGCCACCGCAGGUCCGCAAGAAGGAACCUCCGCACCCAAUCAGAGUGGCUAAGACCAUUGACGUCAUCGCCCGCAUCACCUUCCCCACAGCCUACGCCGUUUUCCUCAUCUUCUUUUUCUUCCACUACAAGGGAUCGUAAUCCUAAAAACCCACCCAAAUUUCACUAUUCAUCAUGCAACUGUUUUAACUAGUGCAGCUUCUUCUGUACGGCUACAUCAAACUUAUAAAGUAGUUGCAGCGGUUUUUGUUUUUAAAAAAUAUUAAAUUGCAAAAAGAUAAACAACUUAGUAGAUUUACACAUCUUAUCCACAAUGAUUAGCAUAUGCUUUACAAGUUUUAAAGCCAGCGAUAUUUUUUUUCUGCAGAAGAGGACUUUAAAGUUAAUAUGGAUUAUACUUAUGUAAAAUAUCCAAGUUACCAAAUUCUGUUUUAUAAUUAGGGUACUGUAUUUAGUCACUACCGCGAACAUAAGUAUACAAUGAUUUUCGCUUGAUUUAUGCAAAAUUGUUUUGAAUGCAUAACCCUUAAGUUAUCUGAUUUAAUUGGGCAAAAAUUCAUUUUGUUCUUUGAAGAAAUUAUUCAAGCUAGAGAUUGAUGAAAACUAUAAACAAGUUAGUUGCUUUUCAUUCUUUACUAUUCAAAGUACAUUAUUUGAAGAGUGUUCAAAAUAUUUUGUCAUAACCAAAAGUAAUUGCUUUUUUCAAUUUUUUUAGAUACUAGAGAAUCAUAGCUUCAUAAAAUGUAUAUACCUGUCUUAAGGGAAAUUAAAAAUUGUACGGUUGUAUGCACAAAAAAUAUUAAACUUUAAGCCAGGUUAUUUCAGUUUUUGGCAUUAAUGGUUAUUAAUAAUUUUGUUGCCUUUUUGACAUAGUUAUUACUUUGAUCAUUCCCAAGUAUUCAUUUAAUUUAUUUUUUACAUACCUUAGCCAAGUUAGUAAUAAAGUAUUAAAAAAAUAUAGUUUACAACAACUAACCAUGUGUAUUGUUAUCAUCAGAUAUUACUGUUAUAUUUACAAAAAUGUUUUUGUGCAAGCAUAUGAACUAGUUUAUAUUGGCAUAAUGGUGAAGCUCACAUGACUGGUUGUACAUUAUAUUAGAACCGUAUAUAAACCGGGUGUUUCAAAAAUCAGUUUACAAAGUAUUUGUUUAAAGCAAAUAAUAAAUAAAUGUUACUUAUAUUAUAAUUUUGUUUAAACUGAAUUUACACUACACAUAGGUUAUAUUAAAAGAAUUGUUCAAAAUGUUUUCCGCUAACUUCAAUGCACUUCUCACAGCGUUUUUUACACUUAAUAAUCCUUUUGCAUAGAUUUUUACGGUUGUUAAGGCUUCAAACUCUCUCGUGAUGGCUGCUCUCAAUUGUAAAACAUCUAGAAGUGCAAAACAUGAUGGAGCUGGAGUUUGAGGGAAUCUUCCUACAAAUAACUGAAUAACUUCUUCACUAUUUUUAUUUUUUUCAUCCAACUUUAUUAAAAGGAAUAUGAGCUUCUCGGUGAUUGGUUUGCUCAUGGUUACUGUCAACAUGAAAUGCAAAUAACAAUCUAAAUCUAACCUCAAAUCUAAACAUAAAAAUGUCAACAAUGAUCUUAACAGCUGAUUUUGGCAUUGCUGAAAACCAGGUUGUGCAACAUUAGUUACGAAAGCAUUGUGUUUUGUAUAAGUCAGUUUACCUCAGUAAACUGGUAAACUCAUUUGUGAAACACCCGGUAUUAUAUAUCUUUCAUUGUUAUUUUGUUGGUAGGCCCCUCUAAUUAAACACACUGUAAACGGUCAACAGUUUCCCCUUUAGCAGGAUUUUACAAUAGAUGUAAUGGGUUAGGCAAGAUGAGUAAAUUUCCCAUCAUCAAUUGAAGGAAUCUGAAAUAAUUUGUCUAAUUAACGUUUUCAUAACAAGAGAACAAAUAAAGAUUCACAAUCAGAUAUUUUUAUGAAAGUUUUAAAUGAAAAGGUUUAUAUCAAUUGUGACUUAUAGUAGAUCCCAGCAAUCCUAGAAGGGUUUUUAGGACUGAAUUAUCUCCACUUGUUACUGUCCUAGUUGUCACAAACAAUUCUGAAUCUGAGUUUCAAAUCAAUCAUCUAACCUCAUCUAAACCACUCUUUCCUUUAGAGUUAAAUUAAUGUGUGUAGCUUCUAUAUUAAUUCAUUCUUCUUCUAUUGGUGUCUAAAUUAAUCAAACAAAAGGUUGUAUGAUGAAUGUGAAUACACCACUAUUCAUAUAGUGUAAGUUUUCAUACUAAUAAAUUGUAGUCACAUCAAUAAGUAACUGUAUACGAGAAGUAUGUUUUGUUUUUUAACAGAUAUUAUAGUGGUUAGGUACUUUGAUAGAUGCUACAGUUGUACACUUCAAGUGUAUGUUUCGUUAUUAGUUAAACUAAAAUUAACUAUGCUAAUGAAAUAAGUUUGUAGCUUAUGUUACACAGAGAGAGUUGAUUAACAGAACAUACUUCUUUGACAGUGUACCACCAAUAUUCCAAUACACAUUGUAGUACUGUAACACACAGCUGUGUUUUAUCUGAGUGUUUUCUGUAUACUUGUACCUUUUUAUACUGAUACUCUGUAUAUUUUACUCAGUGGCAUUACUUUUUUUGUUGUGAAACUUAUGUAUCUCUACUCUAAAACAAAUGUACGGUAAUUAUAAAAUACUAAACAAUCCAUAUUAAAAGCUGGUUUAUUAGUUAUACUCAAAUUCAAUUAUUUUAAUGUAUAGAUAGAAUUGUAGACUGCAUGUUGUGUGGUUUACAGUGGUUUUACUAUGACAUUAUUACGUGUUUUAAUCUAAAAUGAAUUAAAUCUACUGUAGCUAAAUGCAAAGACUCUUAAGUGUUUCCACAGGUCUUAAAAAACUCUUUAAUAUGUUUAUAAUAAUAAAUUAAUUAAAAUACAGGGUCAUAUUAUGAACAGAGAAAAUUUUGUAUUUUAUCACAAUUUAACAAUGUGGGCAAUAUUUUGUUCAUUUGGUUAUCUAUCAUCUUAUUUUUUUUACUUUUGUUUUUCUUUUUGGGAAAUAUAUUAACUAAAUAUAAUACUUAACUAUGGUCUAAAACUUAGUAGCUCGCCAAAAUGUGUUAUGCAUAUUUGAUUGUUGUUCUUUGAAAAGAUUAUAUUAAUAAUCAAUUAAAUUGUACUAAAUCCGUGGGAAAACAACCUUUUGACCUCCACAGAAACUUUUUGUGAGGAAAGCUUUUCAUAUGAUAUUGAUAUUGUUGACUCUUCAUAUUAUUUCUUCUGGUUUACCCAAUGUACCAAUAGCUUGAUAACCAAUCCAAAGUUUUUCAUUUUAUUAAAGUAAUAAGAAACAAUAAUAUUGUUCUAAAUUUACACAUAAAAUUCAUUUAUUUAUUAAAAAAAAAACAUAACAACAUGAAACGCCGUAGGAAAUGUAUAAGAAUAUUAUUUAUUUAUAAGUAAAACAAAUCUAUGACAAAUUACCUGACCUACAAAACAGAUUAGUUUAAUGGUUAUUUUUAAAUUAGGCCUACUGAAAAUAAAUAUUAGUGAUACAAAUUUACUUUGAUUUAGACUUGUUCUUCGCAGGAUGUAUUUAUUGUACUGACUAAACAAAUACAAUGGCCUGGACAUUAUUAAUCAACAUGUAAUUUGUUUCGAUUGAUUGUGAAAAUUGUCAUUUUCAGGUUACUAAAUUAAGAUUUUGUGUAAUUUGUUAUGUAGUAUCUGGUGAAUAAAUAAUAUAGUGCUGACUAAUUUUCAAUAUUUGACAUCGGAUACAAAUAUGUUUAUAUAAGUCACCAGUUAUUUUCAUUAGGUACUUCUACUUAAUAUGGUAUUACUCAAUCUAUUAUGUUUUCCACUUAAAAAUGUUUAUUGCGAAAAUGUUAGUUACCACUUUAACUAUAGUUACCAAUGUGAUAAUUUCUAGUCAGAAUUAUAAAUAUAUUUUAAGAAUAUCAGUCAUUUCCAGUACAAAUUAAAAAUAUUCAUACUAAAUCUUGUUUAUAUUAGUUUUAGUUAUUGUUAUUUAAUACCGUACCUAUUAAUUUAGUAUAUUGUUAAAGCCCUUAUUUGAGCUCACUUGUUUGUGAUUAAUUUUGUAGAAUGUUUAUAAAUUAAUUGUAAUGACCAAUUACGAAUACAGUAGUCCUGCAAACUCAACACAGAGUAACUAUGCGCUUAUUCAGAUUGUUUUUUUUAUUAUCCAUAGGUUUAGAAUUAAUAAAUAAGAUGAAGUUUGAAUAGUCAAUAAAUUAACACUGUUUCCAAUUAUAACAUUAAACUGUGAUCUAUGUUAGAAGUCAUCAAAUGUUUUAUUAAAUUGCAGUAGUCUUCAUAUUUUAUCCAAUAAUUAAUUGUUUAAUAUGUAUGUAACAGUUGAUCAACAUUUUGGAAAAUUAAACAUUCCAAAAACUCAAAAGGCACAUUUUGUUGAGUUUGUAAGGGUACUUUAUAAAUCAAAUAAUUUCUUCAUUAAACCAUAAACACUGUUACUCCACAUUUACCGUGUCUUUCUGUACUAAAAUACUAUUCAAAUUGUUGUCUCCUAAGAAAACUACAAAAGUUGUCAUGUCCAAUUAAUUGAAAUUAAAACUAUAAAUGUUAUUUCUCGUGUUAUUGUGUUGUUUAGAAGUAUAUGAUAUUUUCUACCAUAUAUCAAAUGUUUUUUCCUCUGGUUGAUGUUGAAUGUCUGUAUAAAGUUACAAAAAUUAUAUUUAAUUUUUUAAUGUUUUGACUUAGUUUCAGCAUCAAUUUUAGAACUAAUUGCUGCUGAUAAUUUCAAUCACUAAAGGUUGCGUAUGAUUGUAAAGUAAACAAUAUGACCAGACAGUGCUGGAUUUGCUUAACUUACUACUUUUUUGUCUAGUAUCAACUAAUAGGUCCUGAACAGUAUGUGUUAUCAGCUCUAGAUCAAAUCUUACAUGACAUGUGAUAACCAAGACAAUUUUGGUUUGCACAUUUAAAUCUCAAUGUGAUACUAAAUUUAUAUUUAGCCUACAUAACAUAAUAAAACCAAAUACGAGUAGGAUUUAAUUUGCCAAGCACUUUUUCCCUCUCUCUCUAAUGGCAUUGUUAGGAUUUUGUUGUUGUUGUUCUUAUUGCCAAGCAAAAGAAUGUCGAACUUUCUAAACCUAUAUAAAUUGUGAUAAUUUGUAUCAAAUACAAGAAAAUUUGUUAAAAUUAAUUUUAAAUUAUUUCAGUAUUUUAAUGUUUUAUUAGAUAUGUAGUGUAGCUCAGUAGUUCUUUCACUAUUGCCAUACACUAAACAAUGUGAUGGGAUAUGGAUGGCUAAUUAGUCAAAGCUAUUUAAUAUCAAGGAUUAGUCAGUUUUAUUGUCGUCAUUUUAAAUAAAUGAUGUUUAUCUUGAUAUAAACAAAAAAUCAUGUUGCAUGUGAAAUUCUUUAUUAGAUAAUUGAAUGAACUGUUUAAAAUUAUGUAAUUGUUUAAUUUUCUAUGUACUCACAAAUGUGAUCCAAAGUAAUGUUUAUUUUUGUAAAAAUAUGAAAUUAAAAGUGUAUAUUUUUAUGUGUCAAUCAUACUUAUAUCGCAUUGAGAAUGAGAAUAUUUACUGUAAAGAUAAUUAAAAUUGUAUCUUAAAGUUAAAUAUAUCAAUGUUAAAGUGUUUUUUUUUUAUUAUUAGUCUUAUUUUACUGGAACUUAUUAUCUUUUAUUGUUUUCAAUGAGUAUUUGGUUUUUAACUUAAUGAAACAAUAUAAAAACUGGAACAUGUAUUACACCUUUUGUCUUAUUAGGUAUGAAACAUUUAUGACAACAAUCAGUCUGCUAUUUCCUCAAAUCGUCUAAGUAUUUUACUUGUUCUAAACUCGAAAGAUAUUUAGAGCAUUUUUGUAUGAAUUUGACUAAAAAAAAUACAAUCGCAAGCUGUAAACCUUUUUGUAAAUUUGUAAAAAUUGUAAAAAUUUACAAGCAUUUUGUCUACUUUUACUAAGUGUUCGUUUGUAACAUUUUCUAAUGUAGUGGUUUUCAAUUGAACAUCGGUGAUUAUAAUUACGAUCACAGUUUGUAAUGUAAAUUUUGUGGUGAUUAUAAUCGUGUAGGUGUGUCGUAUCACUUAAGUGCACUGAUUCUCACACAUGCCUUGCCUGCCCGCCUUCAUAAGACCUCCUACAUAGUGUGGACUGGGUCUAGGACAGUAGACAGUAGGUAACAGAGAGUAUUGUAGUUUAAAUCAUCCAACAAACAGUAAUAUAUUCAGAGUAAAAACAACAUUUAUGUCCAAAUGGUGGAUUAAGAAUGGCACUGUGGAUGUAGAUUUUUCUGCUCUUGAAGCAUUUAAAAAUAGCAAAUUAUGAGUUUGAAUAAUGGAUGUUGCCAUGUUGCUCAACUUUCCAUGUUAUGAAAAUAGUUAAAGGUUUGAUUAAGUGUUAACAUUAGGUUCAGAGUCUUGCCGAGAGGGAAUCACCUUAGCAGUGGAGUAGAAAUCUACGUAAAAACCCUUUCAUACUAUUUGUCUAAAAUGUAUUGUACAUUAUAAUUUUCAUGAAAAGUCAUAACCUUAUUGCCACCAAUCUAAAACUUAUAAUGAGUUCAUCAACAAGAAUGACUAAGCAAAUUUCCUAUAACGUAUUUUUUAAAUUUCAAUCAUAUUAAAAUUUUAAAUUUUAGACCAUGUAUUUUAAAUUACUGAUAUAAUUCACCAAGUAAACUUAUGUUAUGUCUUUGAAUUUAUUGAAUGUAGUUUGUUUUGUUUUAACUGCUUUGGUUGCCCAUAGUCCAGAAGACCCAGUCCAUACAGUCACUGGGGUCAGAGUAUUUUAAUGCACUGCAUGAGUUAUGUCAGUUAUUUAUACUAAUCGCAUUGUCCUAGUAUGUGUGAUUGCUGCACGAAUAUCUGAUAAGAGUUUGAGAGCAUGGAAGUGACUGUGGCUUGUACAUUUUACACCAAAGCUUCUAAAAACACGGUGCCUUUUGCUUUUGAUGUGUUACGUAAAUGGAUAUUGUAACUUAUCUUGAUUUUUAAUAAAUAAGACUCGAUCACGGUACUUAAAUAGUUAAGUUUAGAAAUCGGAGCCACUGCUGGCUUCUCGCGGCACAACGAAACAUAUUUAAAAGCCUUUGAAUUUUUAAUGUUAGAAAAAUUAGAAGAAGCACUGUAAAUAGAUGGCUUGGCGAAGAAAACAUACAUUUGUCACUGAACCGUAAGAUCCGCAGUGUAAAUCUAAGAGUCUAGAGGCUAUAGAUUGGACAUAGAGUUAGUCUUACAAUAUUGUAUUAACUGCAGCUGAUGGUGAGAAAGCAGUCAGAACAACGAGUCUUUAUUGCUUCUAACUCACUUUUUAUUACCGAAGGAAUUUGCCUCACAGUGCCGCUAACUAGAUACAAUUUAGCCAUGUUUGUAAUUUUCAAUAAUUUAAAGAACUUUUUAAAAUAAACCUUAUUUUUAGUCAAUUUCUCUAUAUAUCACUGUUUUUACUGACAAGUAGAUGAAUAUUAAUGAGGUUAUUUGAUAAAUUUUGUUAUAUCUAGGUUUGGUGCAGAUACCUAUUAUUUCUUAAAUUGAUUUUAUAAGAAACUAGUCAUUGUUUAAGUAUUUGUUGGACAUUUAAAUAAAGUGUUUGUAGUUUAUUUUUUUUUUUCAUUAAGGAAACAUUUAAGUGCACUAGACUGUUAAGAAUUUUGUGAAAAUAUUUAUUGCCAAAUGACCAAUUAACAAUGCCAGAAGUUAUAAUAAGAUAUAUAAGUAAAGAUAAAUGAACAGACCAAGCUGUGAGUGGACACUCAAAUAAAAUGAAACAAUUAUUUUAUGAUUACUUUACUGUCUUAUAAAUUAUUUAUCGGGUGCUUUGACCAAAUAAGUAUUUUAAGCAUGCUUUUUAUUAAAGAUAGUUUCUACUAUGUGCACUAUCUUGUGGCCCCUUGUUUGUGAUCUUUGUAGUUUCAACUAUUCUAUUUAAACUACCCAUUGUAAAAUGGUUGGAAUAGUAGCUAUUUCGACUAUUAUAGUCUAUUGAUGCAGUGUUAACAUUGUAAAUAUUCACAAUUGUACAUAUUUUCUUGUACAUUCGUUCAGAACAAUUUUCAAUAAAAUAUUAUUA